Prunus persica (peach) is the source of this 842-nucleotide messenger RNA. RefSeq names its product tropinone reductase homolog At1g07440. The record is from RefSeq and is a predicted model, not a curated record. Bases 235 to 744 code for a protein of 169 amino acids. Gene Ontology annotation, molecular function: oxidoreductase activity. The transcript has 4 exons. Lineage: Eukaryota; Viridiplantae; Streptophyta; Magnoliopsida; Rosales; Rosaceae.
AUUACCUCUUUUGAAUAAAAUGCAGUUGAUGUUGGUCGGUGAGAUCGGUGAGAGAGUCUGCUUCGAUGAGAAACACGUUGCUGCACCAUCAGCUGCUACGGACACCACUUGUCGGCCACCUAAUACGAUAAAAGCCCAUUAAUAGAUGUGUGUGUGUGUGUGUGUGUGUGUGUGUGAUUGAGAGAGUGAGAGACAGAGACGGAGACAGAGAGCGAUCAGAGAGAGAAAUCAAAUAUGAGUAGCAGAGAGAAAAGAUGGUCUCUUGAGGGAUUAACUGCUCUUGUUACCGGUGGAACCAAAGGGAUUGGGUAUGCUAUAGUGGAAGAAUUGGCAGGGCUAGGUGCAACUAUUCAUACUUGUGCUCGGAAUGAAGUUGACCUCAACGACUGCUUGAGUCAAUGGGGGAAGAAGGGUUUCAAGGUCACUGGUUCAGUCUGUGAUGUGGUGUCAAAAACCCAAAGAGAGGAGCUUAUAAACAAAGUCUCAUCAUUGUUUGAUGGAAAACUUAACAUCCUUAUAAACAAUGUGGGAACUAACAUACCAAAACCGACAACGGAGUACACAGCUGAAGAUUACACAUUUCUUAUGAGUACCAAUCUUGAAUCUGCUUAUCACUUGUGCCAACUUGCACAUCCUUUGCUCAAAGCUUCAGGAGCCGGUAACAUUGUUUUUCUGUCUUCUGUUGCUGGUGUGGUUUCACUGGAGAUUGGAACUAUAUAUUCUGCCACCAAAAAGGAGCAAUGAAUCAAUUAGCCAAAAACUUGGCAUGUGAGUGGGCAAAAGAUAACAUAAGGACUAAUAGUGUUGCACCUUGGUUCAUCAAAACUCUCCUCGGUGAUCAU